Lachancea meyersii CBS 8951 is the source of this 1215-nucleotide messenger RNA. The record is from the annotation of a GenBank genome assembly. Lineage: Eukaryota; Fungi; Ascomycota; Saccharomycetes; Saccharomycetales; Saccharomycetaceae.
AUGAUUCGAUUUCGCAGUGUAAAUGUUAGAUCAUACUCUUCACUUAGGAAGCUUGCCACCUCCAGCUUAGUCGCUGUUGACAGCGCCAAAUGCUUUCAACAAUCACUCUCAGAUAAUUCGACACUGGCGAAACUAGCAAAGGCUUACAAAACAGGGAAAUUCGGAGUCGCUGCAAGUAACACUGAAAUGUUUGAUGAUCUGAACUCCGAUAGAUCACUCCCGUUGGUUCGGUUUCCUAAAUUGCAGGUUUUUGAAGAGGUGCAGAACGAUCCAAAAGUUGGUGACUGGAGAAAACCGGCAACAAAGUGGUUUCGUCUCGGGAAAAAGCUUCUCAAGAUGUAUUUGAAUGGUAUCAAAGACACAUGGAGGGUAUUUUACGACUCUAGAAAGGUUCUGCAGAAAAUUGGAAACUCUCAGUCGAUAAUAACGCUGACCUAUAGAGAUUUAGAAUUCCAGGAAAUCCAAAAUCGAAUAAAGCCUGGGAGCCCAGUGCGACUGGCCAUCACCAGAAGAGAGCUCCAAGAGAUUUACAGGCGACAGGAGCUCUGGAAAUUGCCUGCGUUUUUUGUUUUGUUACUGAUUUUCGAAGAAACGUUACCUGUCAUUUGCUUCCUCGUUCCAUCACUUGUGCCUUGGAACUGUCUGACGCCAGGUGCGUACAAAAAACUAUCCGAACGUCGAAUAGUUUCUCAAAGUCUUCUGCCGUUUUAUCAGCUUCCCACAUCAUCUCCGAGCUACACUCCUCCCUACGCUCUAGAACUCUCACAUACUACCGAUUUACUCAAACGCUUUAAAAUGCUAUCCAAGACAAAGGCCUACCUUUAUAGCUGGUCCGAAAAUAGAACUCGGCUAGGCGAACUUUUGGCACAAUUCCAUCAAUAUUUGGUGCUGGACGAUUGGCUUCUCUUGCAAAGCAUAUUGAACACAGACCAGAAAACCAUUCUUUCCGAAAAAGAGCUUGUUAAUGCCAUCCUCGAUAGACAACUCUAUCGACCAGGUGAAGAUCUAAAUUAUUUGACAUCCAAUGAAAUCGGACGCAAAAUGCUUAUAUGGCGUCUCAUUGUAUAUUGGUCCUUCAGGUUUCAGGGUACAGCGGUUACGGGCGGAUCCAAGACAUUUUCAGAGCUGUGGGGUGUAAAUAAUAUUGGUGUUCUAAACUGUCCUGGUACCCAGCAACUCAUCGAUGAGUCGAUCCUUUCUGUUAUCGAAGGUUGA